AUGUUGGCAUUGCUAAUUCUGCUACCUAUUAUUUCGACGGCAUUCUGGAUGACAGCCGAGCUGUUUCGGGUGGAUUGGAGGGAAGGAUGCCUGACCACUGCCGGUUGCUCUCAGCCUAGAUUCAAGGUACUUGAGAACAUGUUACCAAUUACUGAAAAGAUUUCUAUCAGCUGGCCUAUUUCGGAGCACUUUGUACAGGAUGUCUCACGGUCGUUUGUGUCUCACUGGGCCAAAGGUAAACCAGAGGAUCUGACGCUGUCAUGCCAAGUGGUCGGAACUGACCCGACCUAUGGCUUUCCACGAGUUUGCGAUCAGACGGCGACAAUUCGCGUUUUCCAAGAAGGAGUUGUUGAGGCAUUUGGCCGGAAUCGACGUUAUCAGGACAUGCCUACUACAGCUAUACCGGAAGAGGAGUUGGGCAAGAAGCUGAUCGAAAUUCGAGCCAAAUGCUUCAAUGCCACGAUAGCUGUGCGAAAGCAUACAGAAAGAUGCCCAUGGUGCCCGGAUCCCUCCGAUGUUACACUCAUUGAACAAAGGCUGCCAGAUGCCACCUCUGCCGAAUCAACUUCGAUUUUCUCACAAUUAAAUGGAGAUGAGAAGCUACUGCAUGUAUGUGUUCUGUUACUGGCGGGCAUUGCUGUCCUAGCAUCAGUGGGCUUCGCUUGUGUACUGGUUGCUUUUCUUCGGAAGAAAAGGACUCAUCGCCAUAUUUACGAGAAACCGCUGCAUCAUCCUUCCCCGUCAACUUGGAAGACCGAUGGACACGCCAGGUACAAUAUGCCUUGGGAGCAGACUCGUCCGCUCACUUAUAAGCUGUCAUCAUCGGCGAAAUCCGAGGCUACAACCACAUCGCCGCUUGACUCCACGUCGUCACUCGGUUCCUCGCCUCCAGUUGUCAUCCCAUAUGGCUUCCGAUCAGGAUAUACAAUACCGCAGACAAACCUUUAUCAUCACAUCUCACCUAACUCAUCGAUAGCGGAGUGCGACUCUGGGAGGGGCUCAAAUGAGUGCAUUGUCACAAAGAAGUGA
Cylicocyclus nassatus is the source of this 1029-nucleotide messenger RNA. Lineage: Eukaryota; Metazoa; Nematoda; Chromadorea; Rhabditida; Strongylidae. The record is from the annotation of a GenBank genome assembly.